ACUCGGACGCGAUCUCUACGAUGAUGAACGCAUUUCUGGACGGUGUGUCCUCGCACCCUCACCACCUAGCCAAUCUCGGUAUCAAGCUGUCGCCCGGCGGUGGCGGUGCCACGGGCGGAUCCACGGAUCCCGGGACAGGUGUCCAACCGGCUCCAGGCGAGGCACCGUCCCAGCAACAUCACCAUUUCCAUCCCCAGGGCUAUCCCCCGCAUCAUCCUCAUCCAGCGUCACAUAUGGCGCCUCACAUGGGCCACCAUAUGAGCCAUCAUCCGGGUUACGCGGCUCGUGAUUUUCUCCUACGUAGGGAGCACGAGUUUAACGCGACAGCGAACCCAACCACCCCUGAGAGCGGUCUAGGACUGUUCACACCGUUGCAUCACGACGGCACAGCCGCGACGAUGCAGCAGUUUCCUCAUCAUCCGAGUCAACAUCCACUAGCAGCGAGCCAUUACCCGGGACACUAUCCCCAGGACUCGAGAUUACCGCCCCAUCAUCAGUACUUAGGCCCUCCACACCUGACCCCAGCCUCGAUCCACCACCAACAGCAUCCGGCUGUCACCCAUCCUAGCCAUCAUCCCCACGGCGCUUUUCUGAGGUACAUGAGAAGCAACGGGGCAGGUAGCGGCGGUACCGGCAGCGUAACCGGCGGCCAACGUCAAGAGAUGUCCUGCAUGUGGGUGGACCAGGACGCGCCUGGACCCGGAAGGAAGCUGUGCGGGAAACUCUUCAACUCCCUCCACGAUAUUGUGACGCACCUGACCGUGGAACACGUGGGCGGACCCGAGUGCACCACGCACGCGUGCUUCUGGCAGGGAUGCUCGCGGAACGGCAGGGCGUUCAAGGCCAAAUACAAGCUGGUCAAUCACAUAAGGGUGCACACCGGCGAGAAACCGUUCCCGUGUCCGUUUCCUGGUUGCGGCAAGGUGUUCGCCAGAUCCGAGAAUCUCAAGAUCCACAAGAGGACGCAUACCGGCGAGAAACCGUUCAAGUGCGAAUACUCCGGCUGCGAGAGGCGGUUCGCGAACAGCAGCGAUCGGAAGAAGCACAGUCACGUCCACACGUCGGACAAGCCUUACAAUUGUCGGGUCUCCGGCUGCGACAAGUCUUAUACCCAUCCGAGUUCGUUGCGCAAGCAUAUGAAGGUGCACGGCAUGACCCUGGGCGAGGGCAAGAUUGGAGGGGGCUACGAGAGCGAGGGUGAAGAGAGCAGCAGCAGCGGGGGUAGCUUGUCCGUGACCGGGCACACGGAGUCACCUCAGCCGCCUUCGGUCGUCCCGACAACGACCACCGCCAAUCCACCGUCGAGUCAUCCCUCGACACGAGGGCCGGAGCUGACGGAAUGGUACGUCUGUCAGCCGCCGACGGUCGGUCCGCAGCACAGCCCGUUGCCAGGACCACCGCCGCCCCAUCACCUUGGUCCACACCACUUCAACCCGCUGAUGCAUCAUCAAGCGACUGCCUACUAGUUCGGGACA
Dufourea novaeangliae is the source of this 1475-nucleotide messenger RNA. RefSeq names its product zinc finger protein ZIC 4-like. Gene Ontology annotation, cellular component: nucleus. Lineage: Eukaryota; Metazoa; Arthropoda; Insecta; Hymenoptera; Halictidae. Bases 21 to 1466 code for a protein of 481 amino acids. Gene Ontology annotation, molecular function: DNA-binding transcription factor activity, RNA polymerase II-specific; RNA polymerase II cis-regulatory region sequence-specific DNA binding. Gene Ontology annotation, biological process: regulation of transcription by RNA polymerase II; central nervous system development. The transcript is spliced from 3 exons. The record is from RefSeq and is a predicted model, not a curated record.